Molecule: messenger RNA, 489 nt
Organism: Symbiodinium pilosum
Lineage: Eukaryota; Dinophyceae; Suessiales; Symbiodiniaceae
Source: the annotation of a GenBank genome assembly
AUGGGUGCUGGAGCCUCAUCCGCCGCGGAAGCCGCCAAGAACGCCACUGUGGAGGAGCUCAAGGCUGCGAUCGCUGCAGCCACACCUGAGGAGCAGAAGAAGUUGGCCGAUGCCCUGAAGGCCCUGGAAGGUGGUUCUGCUUCGGCCUGCCCGGGUCCCGUGGACUGCUCCGCCUUGAAGGUGGUGGCCAAGGACUACAAGGGCCUGCUUGCGCAGCCGGCAGAGCCCAAGUUCAAGGGUGCGCUCUGCCAGAUCUUUGUCCGCAGUGCUCCAUACGGCGGCUCUGACAAGAGCAACAACGGCCACCGCUACGACUCCAUUCCAUUUGCCAAUGGCAUGAUCACUUCUGGGAUGAGCUGCCAGUUGAUCCACUACACCCAUGAGGAGCACGACAAGUUCUUCGAGGUGUGCAAGGCAUUCAACUUCAUCAUUGUCCGCUGCAACCCUGGCCAGAUCAAGGCCGAUGGUGGUGAUCAGCAGAAGUUCGAU